Molecule: messenger RNA, 1978 nt
Organism: Acanthochromis polyacanthus (spiny chromis)
Lineage: Eukaryota; Metazoa; Chordata; Actinopteri; Pomacentridae
Gene: trim55b
Product: tripartite motif containing 55b
Exons: 8
Coding region: 338-1468 (376 amino acids)
Molecular function (GO): zinc ion binding
Source: RefSeq, a predicted model, not a curated record
UCCCCCACCCCCUGAACCAUACAGAUACACAGAGCAGUCCCUGGUGGCGGUGUAGAGGAGGCUGUAAGGCUGGUGGGCAGCUGUUCAGUCCUGCCCUGCUCAGUUUCAAAUAUGGGCAAGGUAAAAAUGGCAACCUUAGACGUGACAGCAGUAGCUGCUAAAAACAGAACUGACACCAGCGAGAUAGGAGCCUACACCCUCGAGGACACGAACAGCAGGCCUACUCCUCAGGCCGACACUGGGCCCGCUGGAGAUUGCUUUCAGAAAAGGACUUUUUUUUGAAAAUAAUGCUUAUGUGGGUCUUAUCUAAUUAAAUUCUGGUAGUGUAUAAAAUCGUAUGACAGAGCCUAUCACCAUGGAAAACUUGGAGAAACAGCUGAUUUGUCCCAUAUGCCUGGAAAUGUUUACAAAGCCAGUGGUGAUCCUACCCUGCCAGCACAACCUCUGCAGAAAAUGUGCCAAUGAUGUUUUCCAGGCUUCAAACCCAUACCUCCCAACAAGAAGCGGCUCGUUGACAUCUGGUGGCCGUUUCCGAUGCCCAUCCUGCAGACAUGAGGUGGUUCUGGACAGGCAUGGUGUUUACGGCCUGCAGAGGAACCUCCUCGUUGAGAACAUCAUUGACAUGUUCAAACAGGAGUCCAGCAGCAGCAAGCCAGCGCCGGAAAGAAAAGAAGAAACACCCAUGUGCGAUGUUCACGAGGAUGAAAAGAUCAACAUCUACUGUGUAACCCACGGUGUGCCUACUUGCUCCAUGUGUAAAGUGUUUGGAGCCCACAAGGACUGUGAGGUGGCGCCGAUCAGCAGCAUCUACCAGACAAAGAAGACGGAGCUGAGUGACGGGAUUGCCAUGAUGGUUGGGAACAACGACAGGAUGCAGGGCAUCAUUAGUCAGCUAGAGGAAGCCUGUCGUGCCAUAGAGGAGAAUGGCCGAAGGCAGAAGACUCUGGUGUGUGAGAAGUUUGACCAUCUGUAUUCUAUCCUGGAGGACAAGAAGAGGCAGAUGAGUCAGAAGGUGACGGCCGAACAGGAAGAGAAGGUGAACUAUAUCCGUGGCCUGACGAGAAAAUACGGAGACCAUCUGGAGGAAAGUUGUAAGAUUGUGGAGUUGGGGAUCCAGACAAUGGAGGAGCCAGAAAUGGCUUUAUUCCUCCAGAACACAAAGCCUCUCCUCAAAAAGAUCGCAGAAGCAUCCAGCACCGCACACUUGGAUAAAGUUGAGCGUGGCUACGAGGACAUGGAUCACUACAGCGUUAACUUCAAGAAAGAAAGGAAGGCCCUGCGCACCAUUGACUUCGCCCUAGAGGACGAGGAUGAAGAGGAUGAGGACGCAGAGGGAGGUACAGAGGAAGGAGAAGGGGUCCAGACUGUAUCUGGAGGUGCUGCAGUUACAGCCACCUCCAGCCAACCUUCUGCCCCCCAGCAGAUAAGCUCCUCUCCCAGCGCAGCCAAGAGCGCCGCCUCGACCUAGCGACAGCCGCCAGACAACACCUAAGCCAGGGGCAGAAUAAUUGUUGCUCCUAGAUGUUGAUUUCAGGUCAGUUGUGAUACAUUUUCUCCCAAACUGGGGAACUUCUUGACAAGUUUAGAUCUCUGCCGAAGGGAAAGCCUGAGUUGCAGAUCCAAAAGAAAGAGACAGAAUUUAUAAUGCACUUCUUUCUCCUCCGUAGUGACAGUGAUCGUGUGCAUCGCUGCAUACUGACUGAUCUUAUUUCUUUUUCGCUCAUUAAAUACAUGUUUUGCUUCUUCCUUUUCAUUUUGGACACACUUAAUGACAGACUGACUAUGGGUUUCCGUCGGCUGUUUCCAGGAUUCAGACGUAUUCAUACAUUUUUUAUGUCACUGACCUUUUGCGACUGCUUAAACUACAUCAUUAGAGAGCAUGACAAGAGGGCCUCAGGUUUUCCUCUCUGUCGUAUACUUUUUUAUGACUGAUAUAACUUCAUGAGUAUGGAAGCAGAGUAAAAAAAAAAACCUGUCA